AUGGCGUCGAGGCGCCGUCCGAGUGUGGACCGGGAGGAGGCACAGGCCUUGGAAGCUGCCGAGGUCUGUGGUCCGCCUCAGCUCUGGAGCUCCGUACUCACUCCACAAGUGGAGCUUAUUCGUGAUGUCCUUCGUCUGAGCUUUAGUACUCAAGUUGUGAACCAACUUGUGGUCCGGAGCGAUUGGGUGGCGUCAUAUGCAACCGAGACACGGUGUUGGUGGACGACGACGUCGUCAACAUUCGAGUUGCCAACGACAGCGGCAUUGUCGGGGUCUUUUUUUGAUCCAGAGGAACAGAAUAUUGAGUCAUUUUGCAAGAGACUCAGGAAACUGCAUGCACCGAGUCUGGAGCUUGAGCCGACGCCACUGAGAACCCCAAGUAAGAAGCCAAGACAAGGAUCAGGGAGUGUCAAGCUCGUGGCCAAAUCAACCCACAAAUUCUUGUCUAAAGGUAGUGGUAGUGGAGCAAAGAGAAGGCUGCGUGUGGCUUCUGGAAGUGGAAACGGACGGGCAUCGUUGACGUUCAACACGUGUACACCGUCACCGGUGAUGAAGCUGAAGUACAGCGUGGACAUGGGGCGGCCGAGACCGAAGCGGGCGUCGAGAAGUCUUGAUCCACGUCUGUUAUCAGGCCUAAAGGAGAUGAAUAUUACAGUAGCUACUCAGAUUCAAGAGAAAUGUCUUCCAAUGAUUCUAGCACGUCAUAAUGUAUUAUGCACAGCACAAACGGGUACAGGUAAGACAUUGGCUUACUUGAUUCCAAUCGUCGAGCAAUUAUUACGUCAAGAAAGAGUAAAGCAAAUGCAAGACAAGAUGAAAAACGACGCUGCUGAAAUGAUUCGACAGCGACCACGUGUUUUAGUACUGCUACCUAGUCGAGAAUUGACAUUACAAGUAGCUUCAGUUGCAAAGCAGCUUUCACACGUGGCAAAAUUUGCAUCGUGUAUUAUCACAAGUGGAGAACGUAAAAGUAUUCAGCAAAAAAAUACCGCUCGAAGACUUGAUCUAAUCAUUGGCACUCCUGGACGAGUGGCAAAAUGUAUCAAGGAGAGAGAUUUUUUUGUCUCUCAUAUCGAUACAGUAGUGAUUGAUGAAGCUGAUACAUUACUUGACGCUAAGAUGGGGUUUCGGAAAGAGCUAGAUGCGAUUCUGGGGCCAAUUCAGGCUAGUGCUGCCAAGCGCAAUAAACCACUGCAGAUGGUCUUGGCAGCCGCAACUAUCCGCUCACCGAUUGAUCAAGUAAUGAAGAAAAAAUUUGGUGACCUGCAUGUCGUAAGUGAUGAUAAGAUUCACAAGACACCAAGUACUAUUAAGGAGGAGUAUGUCCGCGUCGUAUCCGAAUCGAAGCACUCGGCUUUGCGUGACGUAUUGCGUUUACACAGGCGUCACGCAGCGAAAACGAUGAUUUUUUGUCGCAAUUCAGCAAGUGUUUGCUCUACAGAGCACAUGCUACGCGAGCACGGCUUUCAAGAUACGGCAUGUCUCCAUGGCGACAUGCCGGCGGCAAGACGUCAUGACGCUAUCCAGACAUUCACUGAGGAUGCAAACGUGAACGUUUUGGUGUGCACGGAUCUAGCAGCUCGUGGUCUUGAUUUUGACUUAGUGAAGCAUGUUGUCAUGUUUGAUUUCCCAAAGACCGCAGUCGACUAUGUGCAUCGUGCUGGACGAACUGGCAGAGCUGGCAAACAGGGACUUGUGACAAGCCUUGUAACCAAGCACGACCUUGCGCUAGCUACGAGCAUCGAGAAUUCGAAGCGGAGCAAUAGCACGAUCAAGGAAUUGCGUGAAAAUGUACUUGCACCCUCAUCGAGAACUGUACCCUUGUCGGUUGGCGAUACAUCAGAGAAGCAAGUGCGUCAAGGUUUAACCUCAAAGCGAGGUGGCUUUGGCCAUGGCACGAAGAAGCUGGCGAGACACAAGAUUCGGACAUUACGGCAAAGCUGA
This is a messenger RNA of Peronospora belbahrii, 1944 nucleotides long. The record is from the annotation of a GenBank genome assembly. Lineage: Eukaryota; Oomycota; Peronosporomycetes; Peronosporales; Peronosporaceae.